AUGGCCGAGCAACCAGAGAAAAAUAAUUCUAUUUUAAAUACUCUUCGAGACAAUGUAAAUCAACUCGAAACGCGUUUUGUGAAAAUACGCGAAGAAACUAUUUCAAAGUUAAAUGAAUGCAGUGAAUGUAUUAAAUCGGCUAAACAAUUAUGUCACGAAGCAACAGAAAUGACAACAGUCUUAGAAAACAAAUUAGUUAAUGCAUCGAAUGACGAAAAAGAAUGGAAAGACAUCAAAGUUAAAUUAGCAACAACAUCAAUUCAAGGUAUGGUAAUACUCAACGUUGGCGGUGAUAGAUACACUACAAGUAUUGAGACAUUAACAAGAGAAAAAAAUACUUUCUUCACUGCACUCUUCUCUAAACAAUGGCAACUUGAAAGAGACCCUGAUGAUAAAAGUAUAUUCAUCGAUCGAAAUGGCAAAAUUUUUACUUAUAUUCUUGAAUAUUUUCGAACAAACACAGUACCAAAUAAUGUUAUGAAAGAUGAAACACUUCUAACUGGUCUUUUAAUUGAAGCUGAAUAUUUUCAGUUGAAAGACUUGUUAGCUGUAUUGCCGGAUACAUUUCCAAAUGGAACAUUGCUUAAAGUUCAACAUAAGCAAAAAUUAAAUGACUUUUAUGGUAAAACUAAUCAACAAUGGGAAUUGAUUUAUAAAGCCACGCGUGAUGGAUUUGAUGCAAAUACAUUUCAUUCACGUUGUAAUAAUAAAGGACCAACAAUAACGAUUAUUCAAUCAAAUAAUAAUUAUCUUUUCGGAGGUUAUACAGCUAUUCCAUGGGCUUCGGAAAGUGCAUUUAAGACUGAUACUACAGCAUUUUUAUUCACUUUGACCAAUCCUAACAAUCUUCCACCGACAAAAUAUCUCAUAAAUCUUGCGAAACAAGUAUAUGCAGUUUAUCAUUAUGGUGUACAUGGUCCAACAUUUGGAUACCCUCACGAUAUCAACAUAGCAAAUGGUAGCAAUGCGAACAAUACAAGUUGCACUAAUUUUCCUAGUACAUACCUUGAUACAACUGGAAAGGGUAAUAAUACAUUCACUGGUGCUAGAAAUUUUACCACAUCUGACAUUGAAGUUUUCAAAUUAGCUUAA
Molecule: messenger RNA, 1092 nt
Organism: Rotaria socialis
Lineage: Eukaryota; Metazoa; Rotifera; Eurotatoria; Philodinida; Philodinidae
Source: the annotation of a GenBank genome assembly